This is a messenger RNA of Ophidiomyces ophidiicola, 873 nucleotides long. RefSeq lists its product as uncharacterized. Gene Ontology annotation, molecular function: SNAP receptor activity; SNARE binding. Gene Ontology annotation, cellular component: SNARE complex; membrane; endomembrane system. NCBI's taxonomy places the organism in Eukaryota, Fungi, Ascomycota, Eurotiomycetes, Onygenales, Onygenaceae. Gene Ontology annotation, biological process: intracellular protein transport; Golgi to vacuole transport; vesicle fusion. The transcript is spliced from 3 exons. Bases 1 to 873 code for a protein of 290 amino acids. The record is from RefSeq and is a predicted model, not a curated record.
AUGGAUUCCAACGGCACCGACCCCUUUCUCCAAGUUCAAACCGACCUCCUCGCCGCGCUCAACAACACCCGGCCGCUCUUCUCCUCGUACCAACGCAUCCGCUCCCUCGCCACCAGCGCCAACAACCCCGAACUGCUGCAAGCGCGCGAGGAACUCGAAGCCACGCUGCACGAGCUCAACGCCGACCUCGAGGACCUCGUCGACAGCGUGCGCGCCAUCGAAAAUGACCCGUACCGCUUCGGUAUCGAGCUGGACGAGAUCGAGCGCCGCCGCCGGCUCGUCGAGGACGUUGGCAGCGAAAUCGGUGAGAUGCGCGACGCCCUGCAGAAGACGACAAGGCGGGCUUCCAAUACUAAUAACAGCAACAACAACGUCGGUGCCGCUGGUGGAAAGCACGGUCACUCGGCGCUGCCGAACCCGGCGGAUUUCGACAAUGUGCAUGGGGAUGAGGAGGAUGGUGGGGACCACGAUGACGACUAUUACGCGGAGAUGGAGCACCAGCGCCAGCUGGAGUUGAUGCAGGAGCAGGACGAGCAGCUGGACGGGGUGUUCCAGACGGUAGGCAACUUGCGGCAGCAGGCUAGUGAUAUGGGGCGGGAGCUGGAGGAGCAGGCAGUGAUUCUGGACGACGUGGAUACGCUGGCGGACCGGGUGGGCGGGAAGCUGCAGAGCGGAGUGAGGAGGGUAGGGCAUAUUAUCAAGCGGAAUGAAGGUAUAAAGACAUCCUUUCUAUACGAUGUCGAGCUGUUGCAUCGCGGUGUUGAUUAUGGUGUUGAUUUUGCUGCUGAUUCUGGUCAUCGUGCUAUGAACUUGACACCUCCUGUGGCUAGGUCUAGCCCGACAACCUACGGGCUUACCCACAUGUCACUCUAG